This is a messenger RNA of Beauveria bassiana ARSEF 2860, 1086 nucleotides long. Its product is annotated as homocysteine S-methyltransferase. The coding region runs from base 1 to 1086 and encodes 361 amino acids. The transcript has a single exon. The record is from RefSeq and is a predicted model, not a curated record. Gene Ontology annotation, biological process: S-methylmethionine cycle. NCBI's taxonomy places the organism in Eukaryota, Fungi, Ascomycota, Sordariomycetes, Hypocreales, Cordycipitaceae. Gene Ontology annotation, molecular function: S-adenosylmethionine-homocysteine S-methyltransferase activity.
AUGGAUUGCCCUGUCCUCAUACUGGACGGCGGCCUCGGCACGUCCCUCGAGCAAAAGUACAGCUGCAAAUUUGACCACCGCACGCCGCUCUGGUCCUCGGACCUGCUCGUCUCGGACCCGGCGCUCCUCGAGCGGUGCCAGGCCGAUUUUGGCCGCGUGCCCGUCGACGUGCUCCUCACCGCAACGUACCAAGUCUCCGUCGCAGGCUUCGCGCGCACCCGCACCCGCACCAGCAGCCCAGCCCACCCCGACGGCAUCCCGCGCGCGCGCAUCCCGCACUACAUUCGCGAGGCGGUGCGCAUCGCCCACCGCGCCGCCACGGAAGGACGCAUCGCGCUCAGCGUGGGCCCGUACGGCGCGUGCAUGACGCCGAGUCAAGAGUACAGCGGCGCGUACGACGACGCGCACAGCAGCGAAGAGGCGCUGUACGCAUGGCACCGCGACCGUCUGGCGCUCUUUGCGGCAGCGGUGGAGGGCUGCGACGAGGCCGCCCGCCGCAUCGGGUUCGUGGCGCUGGAGACGGUGCCCCGCGUCGACGAGAUUGUCGCGAUGCGUCGCGCGCUGGCGGCGGCGGCGGCGGCCGCCGCCGCCGCUGCUACUUCUUCCGGACCGCUCGCCGCCGUGCCGUGCUGGGUGUCGUGCCUGUUUCCCGGCGACGACGAGUGUCUGCCCGACGGCAGCAGCGUCGAGGCAGCGGUGCGCGCGAUGCUGGAUCCGACGCCCGCGCCGCCGGCGUGGGGGGUGGGCAUCAACUGCACAAAGGUGCACAAGCUCGACGCGCUGCUGCGGAAAUACGAAGCGGCGGUGGAAAAGCUGAGGAGGGAAGAAGAAGGAAUGGCGACAGAGGCGUGGCCGGCGCUGGUGCUGUACCCAGAUGGGACAAACGGCGAGGUGUACAAUACUGUGACGCAGACGUGGGAGUCCAAGGAAGAAGCGGGCGCAGCGGAGAGGGGCCCGUGGGCAAAGCAGCUGGCAGAGGUGGUGAGGGCGACGAGGAGACGAGGCCGCUGGAGGCAGAUUGUUGUUGGGGGGUGCUGUAUGGCGGGCGCGGAGGACAUUGCGGCCUUGAGGGCCGAGCUCUUAUAA